ACAUCAACUUGGACUUAAAUGCAUAUCAAUGUGUAAUAAACACAGACUUUUGAGCUCUUUUGUGAAGUAAACGCAAUCUGGCAUAUCGCGAGCUAAAAAAAGAAUCAAAACAGGAAGUUGGCACAGGCGCCACUUGCAAAGGAUUCUAGUUUCUCGAAGAACACAAAAUUGUCUCUUUUCAUAAUGCUUAUUUUGGCAAAAAUAUCUCAUUCGGCCCUUUCCCCCCUUUAGAAAUAUACAGAGCAACGAAAUUGUCAUCAAAACUCAACAGUAUGGCUGAAGAAUUUGAAGUGAUAUUUGUGAAACCUUCUGAUGAUGAGGAGAACAGCUCUACUUUAUCAGAAGCUUUUGAGGGGCUCAAAGAAAGCACACACAAUUUCAAACCUUACUGGACCACUCAAGAAGAGUGCUUGAAAGUAGAUGGUAAAGGGAAGCAGAUCUACAUAUGUGAUCCAUUUUCUGGGCCAGCGUUUGAAUGUUUGAAGCGCCAUGGAUACAGAAUUUAUGGACCUCGCUGCAUUUUGUCCUGCCUGGCUCAUGGCGUAGAGCUUCCAAGAAGCAAAAUGGGGCCUGUGUACAAUUUGGCAAUGAAGGGAGUCAAGAUCUGUUGUACUUCCAUUGACAAAGCUGCUCGGGAAGAAAUCACGAAAAAAGUUCAUUUGAUGGCAGGAGACAUAGAUUGUAAUUUGACCAAAGAUGUGACUCAUGUUGUUGCUGGAGAAGUUGGCAGUCACAAGUAUAUGGUUGCUUUAGACAAUGAAAAACAGGUCAUGGUCAAAGACUGGGUUUUUAAAGUAUGGGAAAUGGCUCAGGACAGGCACAUUGUGGCCACAGAUGACUGCUUUGACAAGUACAAGUGUCCCGCAUUUUUAGGCCUCACCGUGGUUGUGUCUGGAUUCAGCAGCAGUGAACGCAAUCAGCUGAAAAGUUUUGUGACUCGUGGAGGUGGAAAAUAUUCGGGAGAACUAAAGAUGAAUGAGUGCACUCAUCUUGUUGUGAAAGAAGCGAAAGGAGCUAAAUAUGAGGCAGCAAAAAACUGGAAGAUCAGAAUUCUUCAUGACAAAUGGGUCUAUGACUGCAUGGACAAAAAGAGAUACCUUGACCCUGAGCCUUAUCAAUGUGGAAAAAAUGUGCCUGGCAGAAAUGUGAAAACAUCCACACCAGAACGACGUUCAGUGAUAGGUCCUCACAUAUCUGACGUCAGUGCCAUCACAUCUGGGGGGAACAGUUCGACAUUCCACCAGGCAGACGAAACAUCAGAUAUGACUGUGAUGAGGUUGCAAAAUCAGUCUGCUCGUACAGUGGCAGAGACAAGAAUAGAUGAUACUACCGCAGAUGGGGAUAUCACUGUCACUGCAGCUGAUGUUUUUUUGGAUGACUGUAAGAUAUACUUCAGUGGCUUGCGACCUGCUUUGGAAGAGAAACUUAGGAAGAUUGUGAUUUCAGGAGGUGGCUUGAGGACGACAGAACUUUCGGAAAGUGUGACACAUGUGGUGAUGGGGGAACUUGUUUCAGCUGAUAUUUUGCAACUCAAUAAAAUGUCUGAAUGCCCUUUUGUCGUCAGAACAGACUGGCUUUUGGACUGCUUUCGUCAACGAGCACAUUUAACUGAGAGAGUGUAUUUGAGAGAAGAUCUAGGACUGCCCAUGCAAGGCGUCGGCGUUUUGAAGACUUCCAGCUCAAAGUCAGAAAGGUUGCCAAGCCCACAAAUCAGUAAAAAACAAAAUGACAGCGCAAACAAGGAAACUUCAAAGUCAGAUGACAUGAAUAAAGAAGCACCCAGUGACCUUGAGAUGGCAGAGCUGCUGAGCCAGUACAUGGAGCCACCUGAUGAAGGACGAUGUGAAAACAAUGAAAAGGAGCAACCCAACAGAGAAGAGAAAGAUGAUGUGGGAGCAAAUCGUGAGAUGGAAGAAGAACUCACCCAGGACCCGACUGAAGUGGAAGAACAAGAUGAAAGGUUCUUUACAGGCAAAACAUUCAUUAUUCUUGGCUUUGGGGAAGAAGAAACAGAUCAGCUCACAGAGUUCAUUGUAUCAAAAGGAGGACGGGUUUUCUCUCAAGAUAAAAAACGCAGGGUGAUAGACAUUGCUAUUGUGCCACUGAUGGGGUUCCCAGUGGAUGUGACAGUGUCUGAGAUCCUUACCAAUGGUUGGUUGCAAAUGUGUAUAGAAGCAGAUAGAUUCCUUGAGUAUGACGAACACUGGGUGUCUAGACCCAUUGAGCUACCUGAUAAUGAGCCUCUUUCUGGGUGCUGCAUCAGUGUGAGUGGUUAUGUUGGAGUGGAGCGGGAGUGCAUCAUUCAUCUUGCCCAGUCUCUCGGUGCCUUCUGCCAAGACCACUUUGUACGCAAGUCGAAUGAUAAAAUGAAAGUGAAUACUCACCUCAUUGUCAGUGAUAGCUCUGGGUCAAACAAGUACAAUGCUGCUAAGAAGUGGAAGUUGCCGGCUGUAGGCAAAGAGUGGCUCUUGGCUUGUGUGUCUGCAAGACAACAUAUACCGGAGGCAGAGUAUGCCAUUGAAGUACUAGAACGUAAAAGAUCAGAAGUUGAUCAAAGUGUUGAGACCCCUCAAAGGAGUGGAAACAAGAGUGCACUUUCAAACACACCAGAAUUAGCUCGAUCCCGGAAAUCUUAUGCUCUUGAGAAAGAAAAGAGCAUUUCUCCUGACCCUUAUGAACCUAAGGAAGGAGUUGAGAGAAAGUCUAGGACUGAGGAUUUGAGGAAAGAUCCUGUUGCAGCCUCUACCAGUCCUGGAGCUCUCUCAAAAAACCACGGGAUACCCAGUGAAAUACCAGUUCCCUCUUCUUCUUCUGAGAGUGUUGGUAUCAAAGACAAAAAUGCUUCAGUUGACAACCCAAUGGCACAAGUGACACACCAGUUAUUGGGGACCUCUGAUGGGUCAAACAGUCAUCUCCACAAGUCAAAUAAUUUAACUCCAAGAAGUGCAUGUCGACCAAAUCAAAGUGAGAACAUUACAGCUGGGAAUUCAAAGACCCCAGUCAGCCUGAGAAGACAGCUUUUGGCUGGCCAGGGCAGUGCACAGCCCAUGUCAUCCACCCCCUUGGGUCUAGUCAAAGGCGGUGGAGAAACCCCAAGUACAUUUCUCAAGCCAGGAUUUAAACCUAAUUUUAAUCUGGAUGGGGUCUUUACCACUCCAGAUACAAAAACAGACCUUGAUAAAUCCACACCCCUGGGAGAGGUUUUUAGCCGACAGAUAACAAAAGCUGCGCAGAAUUCUGCUUUCAAUAAUGCAUCGUCUCAAGAUGGAGAGAUGCCAGCGAGCCAGGGUGUGCUUGAUCAGCAAGCACCUCUCCAUGGCGUGGUUAUUGCUGUGGCGAAAAAGCUUGGUCACAGUCAUGAUGAGUACAACAUGAUGGUGGUUGAGUUAGGAGGGGACUACUCCUGGCAUAGCGGAGAUCAUGUCACACACUUUGUCUUUCAGGGACGACCAAAUGAUGUUAAUAAAGAAUUCCGGAAAGCAAGAGAGGAAGGAAAAACGAUUGUGUCUCCACACUGGCUGUAUGCUUGCAAGGAGCAAAAUUGCAGAGUUGAUGAAACCCUUUUUCCUCAUAAUUACAACCCUAACUACCGUCUGAUGAUGACUCCAUCUAAAAGAGGCACUCCAAGCCGAAGUACCAGAGCAGCUGCAAAGAUGGCAGGAUCGAGUGAAGUGACCACCAAGCCGGACACUCUGCCGGGCGUGACACCGGCCAAGAAAGCUCCCCUGCUGAACAUUGUGGCAGUCGAGAAGAAAAAUUCGUCAGCUCACGGGAGGUCCAGUCGUAAAGAUAACCCAGUUGUUGCAGAAACCAGCAGUGGGAGUGAUGCGAGCUCAGCUGUUGGAGAGGUUUCAAAAAACAUGUUUCCAACAGAAAAGGGGACUGUCAAAGGUGUAGUGGGACACAAGGAAGAUACCCCUCACAAUCCUAGCACGACUCAUGGGGAUGACAGUAGUAUCGUCACCAAAGAGAGUUCUGUAGAUCGAAGUAAAAGUCAAGAAAUAAAGAAAGCCCUUACAGAAACUUUAGGCAAUGCUCUAGCUGGAGCUUCAAGAUCAAAUAGAACAAGAAGGAAAGGGAAGCGACUUAAUUUGAGUGGUCAGCUGAGUGCUUCAGAGAGUAACUUGUCAGGAAACAGCCCAUGGGGUAACAAAGAGUCAAAAGCGGAUACAAGUGCAAUGGAACUUCCCCAGAGUGUACAGGUCACCUGGGAUGAUCCCACUGGCAGGUUAGAAGAAGAAAAACUGGCCCACAGAUUAGCUCGUGUUUGUGAUCCAAGCCAAAAUACAGAUGACAUGUUGGCAGCAAUGGAUUAUCAGGUUGACAAGCCUGCCUCUGAGAAUGGAGGACUAGCUGCUCAGACAAGUUCAAAGCUUCCAUCUUGUAGGUCCCCUACACCGGAACCUCCACCCUUAGCGUUUCCUGUUGCAAAACCGGCUUCUAAAGUGCUGUCCCCUGAGCCAGUGGAAUUGCUUAGCGAAGAAAGUAGCGAUAGCCGUGCUGAGCACAUCACGAAGGCAGCACCAGUAAUCCUGGUUUCGGGGAUGAGUAAUGAGGAAAGAGUGGAUUACUCAGCUCUGGUAGAGCAGCUUGGGGGAAAGAUGCUUGAGAAGCAACACUUUGACCCCACGUGCACACACCUCAUUGUUGGUCAGCCAACAAGAAAUGAGAAGUUUCUUUCCUGUGUUGCUUCUGGAAAGUGGGUGCUACAUAAAUCAUUCUUGGAAGCUUGUCGAAAAGAAGGAAAGUUUGUUGCGGAAGAAGCCCAUGAAUGGGGCAGCAGUUUCACCCUUCCAUUGAUGCAGGACAUGACGGCACAAGCCAAUAAACUGGCAGCUGCAGCGCACAAGUGGAGAAAGAAAGUUGCUGCUAUGAAGAAGAGCAAAAGUUUGGUGACAGGAGCCUUUCAUGGCUGGAAGAUUCUCCUGUGUCUUGACAGAGCAAAGCAGGAAAACUUCCAGCGUCUGCUAGCUGCAGGUGGUGCUGAUGUGUCCAUUCUCAGGCCUCCAUUCCCUUCAAGAGUUCAUGGCACCCAUGUUUUCAUUGAGUUGAACAAAGUCAAGAUAUCCCAGGAGGACUUGGAGAAACUCGUCUCGGAGGAUAUCCACUGUUUAAAACCAGAAUUUAUUCCGGCUUACCUCACAGAUGACCCACCUCCUGAUCCGUCAGAGUUCUGCCCAGGAGAAAUUGUAGCUUUGAAGGCUUGCAUGCCAGAUCCCCCACGAAGGAAAAGGCAGUUAUCAUCCAAUGAUUCCAAACAUUCGUCGAACAAGGCACCAAGACGAUGAUGCAUGUCUUUUUAUAUAUACUUAUAUGUUUUUGUAUGAGGUGACUCUUUAUUCCUUUGUCAAUUCUUGAAGGUAGUCCCAGUGUCAUUUAUGGGGGGGGGGGGGGGGGGGGGGGGGGGUGUUGUUAAAAGGAAAAUUCUGUAGACCUAAUUCUGAAUGAAAGGAAUGGAACUUUUUUACUGGUAAAUUUUGACUGUUCACGCGCAAUGGCUAUGUGUUGUUGAAAUUUCCUUUUGUUUACAAAAUUACCCUCUGAAAAUCCUGCAAAUUGGACUUCUUAUGUCUGGCAUAGCAAGGAAUCUUCAAUAAGAACAACUAAAAAUUCACACUCCCGUGACUCCCUUCUGUGUUUUUUAUAUGUAUGAAAGAAUUUCAAGAGGGGAUGGGGCAUAUUGUGUCACUUAAAGAGAUCAUAAUCUGUGCUGUCCGUCCCUACACACCGUAGUGUGUUUUGCGGAUGUGCUCUUACUUAGUAUCUUUUUCCUUUUGGGUGACUUGACUGACCACUGACUUCCAAUUUGCGAUGAACCCCAAGUGCGAUCAUGACUAGUGUAGUUCAUAACAUACAAUGCUUUAAAUUCCCUCCCUUCUUUUUUUCCCCCUACUAAGAGGAAAAGUUAGGUACUGUAAAUAGGGAAAAGGUAAUGAGAGCAACAGGCUUUCAUUUGUUACCAAAUUAUACUAUGCGUUUUGUGGUACCCAUUUGUUGGUACUAUCUAUGAGGCGUGGGCACCAAAUUUUUACUGUAAAUAAUGUUUCUUUCAUCCAAGCCCAAGUGACGGACUUGUGAAACAUGGAUUUGAAGUAUACAAAUUGAUACUACAGUUAGAUUGUGUAUAUAUAAACUUCUUCUGAAACCUGGAUAUGAAGUAUACAAAUUGAUAAUACAGUCAGAGUGUGUACAUAAACUACUUUUUAGGGGGCUUGGAUUGGUUUAGUAUGUUGUGGAUGAGUUACGGAGUAAAAGGCCCUUUUAGAGAGGUAUGAGAGUGUGGAGCCUGAAGGUGCUGCUGGGUUCUCAGCAUUUUUGUCUUGUCUGCCUAUUUUGUAAAGUUGUCGCCUGCUGCUAUCGUGGUGUGUUUAUUCUGUCUGUCACUUCUUUCAAAUAUUUGUGGGAAUAUGUUUGUCUUUCAGUCAAGUAGAGACCUGAGUGGGUAGGACCUAAGCACAAUAUACAGUAACAUGGAUAGCUCGAAUUCGCCAGGACUGGCCUCAGUAGUUCGAGAGAUCCGUAGUUCGAGGGAUAUCUUACAAAGAUGAAGAAAAGAAAAAAAUCCGGGAAAGCUGGUACAGUUUGAUGGAUGCUUGAUUUCGAGUUUUCUGUGUUCAACCUAUCCGUGUUAUACUCUAAUUGAAGUGAGGGGGGUUGGAGGAGGGAGGGAGGAAUAUUUAUGAUGACAGGAAAGAGGGCGUGUGCUGUCUGAUUUGUCUUUCUCCCACUCCUCAUCCCUCUUACUCUCACGAAAAUGCAAGCACUCACCCGCGCGCACGCACACACACGCAUACACACACAUGCAUCUGAGUACAAGAGAUCGUGUGAAAUUAUAUUUACAGAAAGAAUAAUGGCUUCUCUGUAAUUUGUGUCGAUGACUAUGUGGUUUAUUUGAUUAAAAGAUAAACUUUCAUGUAGUAUCUAAGCAGAAACUAUGAAGUAUUUUACCACCAGAGAACUGUUAUUGUGAUGGAUAAAUUGGCGUUUUUGCAGGUUCAGAGUGUCAAUGUGGGUUGUUGGCGGAUGCUCUGGUGUGGUUUGCUCCUUCUUUCCUAUCAAACAUCUAUCGUCCUUAUCUCUCCUACUUCUCUUUUGUGUUUGUUACUCCGUUGUAACACCUCUAAUCUUCGGCACUUCUAUGACCUUAGAGUGUUGCAAGUGCAGUACAACACUUACUAAACUAACCGAGUGUCAAUGUUAUUGAACAACGGGCAUUAUUUGAUACGUAAUGCUGUUCCGUUUGGGGGUAACUUGUGUUUAGAAAUGUAAAUGUGAACUGGUUCAUUUUUUGUUUGAGUUGUCAUUCUUGGUUAUUAUAAUGAUUACAGUUAUUAAUUGAUGUACAGACAACUGCUAUUCAAGUUAUGUGAAUUUGAACAUUGUAUGUGAGAGACCAAUAAAUGUUGAAUGCAUGUAUGCAUCGUGGUAUCUUU
Molecule: messenger RNA, 7433 nt
Organism: Aplysia californica (California sea hare)
Lineage: Eukaryota; Metazoa; Mollusca; Gastropoda; Aplysiida; Aplysiidae
Product: DNA topoisomerase 2-binding protein 1-A
Exons: 45
Coding region: 273-5288 (1671 amino acids)
Biological process (GO): DNA replication initiation; mitotic G2 DNA damage checkpoint signaling; mitotic DNA replication checkpoint signaling
Source: RefSeq, a predicted model, not a curated record